AUGGAUGAGGACCCAUUUGGCUUGGCCGCUGACAUGCAGAGUUUGUCAGGAUGGGAACCACAGCACACCUCGAACAUCGCGCAGUCUCACGCCGCUGCAAGAACCCGGAGCACUUUGGUCAUCAGCUUCGUGGCACGUGAGGCCUUGAUGCACGUACCGCGCUUUGGGCAUGUGGACUGCGCAAUCUCGGCCUGGUCAUUUGCUGCCCUCAUGGUUUGGAAUGGAUCUUUGAUGGCAGCGGCGAUCUCUCGCUGCGUUGGGCUUAUGGACCAGCUUGAUGCGCAAAACCUGUGCAACCUUGCACAGACAUCAGCAACAUUCAGUUACGUAGAUGCUGCCUUGCUCAGAGAAACUUCGGAGCGGUCCAUGCUCAAGGUGAUGCAGCCUUCGCCACAAGAACUGGCCAACACCAGGCGGAAGUUUGUGGAAUCAGACGUGAUGACUAAGUCGUUGUCGAGUGCACCAUCCAGCGCAGUUCUCCUGAGGGCGGAGCAGAUGCAGGGGCAGGCGCUCUGCUCACUGGCAGAUGCUAGCUUGCCUUGCCAGGAUCAGCUGAUGCACUAUCUUCUUGGAUUUGUCAACAAAUUCAUCGAGGUCUGGUCACCCAACCAGUUGUGGGACGCGGGGUGCGCAGCUCGAGCUGUCAUGGUCUUUGAGGUUGACAGCCUGGGUUUGCAUGGAAGCAGGAUCCUCUGCGACAAGAUUGGCAUUCCAGAGGCAAGCCCCUCUUUCAUUCUACGGGCAACUGCUAAAAUCAGUCAAAAGCUGGCCGAGGUUGCGGUGGUGCCGCAGUCUGCUCUGUGCCGGCGACGGCCCCGAAUCCUGGCCUACGCGGAGUACCAUUUCGAAGGAGCCCAGACAAGGAGAGGGAGCUUCCUGUUGGAGAAUGGCCUUCAAGAAGGACGCGUCGCAGAUUCAAGACCAACGUUUCCUUCGGGAGGUGGCUGA
This is a messenger RNA of Symbiodinium pilosum, 948 nucleotides long. NCBI's taxonomy places the organism in Eukaryota, Dinophyceae, Suessiales, Symbiodiniaceae. The record is from the annotation of a GenBank genome assembly.